Messenger RNA from Branchiostoma floridae (Florida lancelet), 1001 nucleotides. Its product is annotated as DNA-directed RNA polymerase II subunit RPB11-a. Lineage: Eukaryota; Metazoa; Chordata; Leptocardii; Amphioxiformes; Branchiostomatidae. Gene Ontology annotation, cellular component: RNA polymerase II, core complex. The transcript is spliced from 4 exons. Gene Ontology annotation, biological process: transcription by RNA polymerase II. Gene Ontology annotation, molecular function: protein dimerization activity; DNA binding. The coding region runs from base 70 to 420 and encodes 116 amino acids. The record is from RefSeq and is a predicted model, not a curated record.
GUCACCUCUAUAAACAAAGUGGACUGGUCUUGAUGACGUCAGAGUGUUGAGCGUACACCAGCACGCGACAUGAACGCGCCGCCGACUUUUGAGUCGUUUCUGCUUUUUGAAGGUGAAAAGAAAAUUACCAUCACUAAAGACACCAAGGUUCCCAAUGCUGCCCUCUUCACUGUAAACAAGGAGGACCAUACCCUGGGCAACCUCCUCAGGGCGCAGCUGCUGAAGGACCCCCAGGUGAUAUUUGCGGGGUACAAGGUUCCCCACCCCCUGGAGCACAAGUUUGUGCUGAGACUACAGACCACACCUGACUACAGUCCACAGGAAGCCUUCACCAACGCUAUCACAGACCUCAUCAGUGAAGUCUCUCUUCUGGAGGAGAGAUUCAAGGUUGCAGUGAGAGAGAAGGAGGGAGUGGAGUGAUGAAGAAAGAGUCUACAAGUCCACAACCAUCUCUCAUCUCAACAAACUCCUGUGUCACUGAGCCAGUCUGGGAAACAUUGCAGUUGAGAAGAAUUGGGACCUGGACACAUUUAACAUGGCUUUCUAUGUAAAAUACAUUUCCUGUCCUAAUUUGCCUAUUUGCAAACAUUAUUUACUUCAACGUUAUAGCCACCAACACAAUGGUAACAUGGGGGAAAGGAGACUUCAUUGUUAACAUUAAUGUUAAAUUAAAUCCAAUAUCUGAGACAUAUUGUAUGUACGGUAUACUACUAGUAUCAUGAUACAAUAGCUAGGAUCGACUAUGAUGUUAAAACAGCAGGGUCUCAUCAAAAUGUGAUCAGUGGUAGGUCCUGUAAAUAGUUUUUUAGUGUUGGCCAUUCACAAUGUCAGAUAGUGACUUAUAGAUAUUGCCACCAAGAACUCAAGAUUUAAAAGUUUUGCUUAAUAUGUAUAAAAGUGCAGUUUUGUUAGUGUGAAGGGGGUAUCUCUCUGAAUCUUCAGUGUGUUGGUGGCGACACUGUGCUCAACAAAUUUCAUCAUUAAAAACAAGUCUUUUUACA